ACCAAGGAGGGUUGGACAGAGAGAAUGAUCAAAACAGUUAAUAGAAACAGCUGAAGUAAAGACAAGAUUCAGACUUGACAGAACAAACAAUGCCUUCCAAUGUCAUUCUGCUCAACUGUAUUUAGUUCAAUAGUCGGAGUAGUGCUGUUUCUCAGGUGUUGGGUUUUAUUCAUUCUUUAAUUACUUCUGGAAAAGGACUUUAUCUCAUAAUUCAGCCAUACAUCAAAUAGAUAUUGAACGGGGCAAAGAGGACAAGAUGGUAAAUUCAAGUUCGGAGCCGAUGUGGUUUCAGAAGCACAGAAUGGGAUUAUGAAACAGGGCUUUCUUUUGCGAACUAGACGACAAUGACGACGAGCGUACCUACAGUUUUGACAAAUAAAGGGUCAGGUGCAGACACCCAGCUGUCUUCCUCAAGUAAUUCUUCCAUUACUGGCCCCUGCAAUAUUGAUGAGUCCUACAAGUACAUUUUUCUCCCCAUUUGCUACUCUUUUACAUUUGUUUUCAGCAUAACCCUUAACUUUGUAAUUCUGUAUCGUUCCUUUCGACGCACCAAGCGCUGGAAUGCAUCGCUGAUUUACAUGGUAAACCUGGCCACUACAGACUUCAUGUAUGGUCUAUCCCUGCCGUUCCUGGUGUCCAGUUACGUCAUGCAUGACGACUGGGUGUUCGGGGACUUCAUGUGCCGCUUAGUGCGAUUUCUCUUUUAUUUCAACCUCUACUGCAGCAUCUUCUUCCUCACUUGCAUCUCGGUACAUCGCUAUCUGGGCAUCUGUCACCCCAUGAAGACCAUUACCUUAGAGACCAAACGAGCAGUCAAGGGAACUUGUGUAUUGGUAUGGAUUGCUGUCUUUGUGCUAACAUGUCCAAUUUUUCGUUUUGCACAGACACAAUAUCUUCCACGUCAAGGGAUUUUAGGGGCAGUCGUGCAUGGUGAAAGCACAAGGGAGGAGAUGUUCAAUAAUUGCUGGGAUGAUGCAAUUGAUAAGGAGUUCCACGAUUACAUUCCGUAUGGGAUCACGCUUCAUUUCUUGGGUUUUUUCCUGCCAUUUAGCAUCAUCGCCUGGUGCUACUCGCGUGUAGUGUUGACGAUAUUUCGGACGCUCCACUCUCAGCCGCCUUCUCAAAGAGCUAGAAGUGGGACGGGCUGUGAAAGUCUAUCAGGGAUAAGAGGAGAGGGCAUGUCAAUCAUCUUGGGGGCACGUUCACCGUACGUAAACAGACGUCACAAGUCCAUCAGAACCAUAAUUACGAUCACCCUGCUCUUUGCCCUUUGCUUCUUACCGUUCCAUGUCACUCGCACAAUUUUCCUGCUGCUGAAAUUGACAAGUAGGGUGCAAUGUCAUACCAUGAGCAUGGUUUCCAUCUGUUAUAAAAUGACUCGGCCACUGGCCUCAUUCAAUGCUUGGCUCAAUGCGCUCCUGUAUUUCCUGACUAAAGAGAAACAUGGAUCCUGCUGUCAAAAACCUGAACAUGCCCAGCAUGGCCUCUUGUGGCCACUGAGGAUGCUUGGAAAAGGAGAGGAGGAAGAGAAUGAAGCUGACGAUAAAGGGAACCAUAAGGAUAAUGGGACCAAAACUAAAAACAAUACAUACAGAGGUCUAACUUAAGAAACAGCACAAUAAAGAUGAACAACAACAAAAACAGACAAACAAUGAAAAGAUUGUCUUCGAUUUGUGAUUUAUGAUGUCAGAACUGAAAUAAUAUAUCUAAUAUUUUAAUUUUAUUUAUUACACCUUACAGGAAAUGAUUGUUUCACUCAGAGCAACUGCUUAAAUGGUUAGACAUAAUUUAAAUAAAAAGAUUGGUCAAUUGUUCUGUUUAUUCAUGGCAUCAUACUUCAGAGUGAGGUCAGUGUCAAGGAUUAAUAUAUACUGUGAAUGAAUUAAACUCCUGGAUCUUAAUUUGCCCAUCAGUUUUUAAAAGUGUUAAUCUUUGUCUAUCUUUUAAUACUUCAUUCUUAUGUUUUCUUUGUUUUGAACUAAAUUUGUAUUACACACGUGACCAGAAACCGUGCUUUGUGUACUUUCCAUGUACACAGAACAUAACAUCCGCAUACAGCACGAGAUGUCUACCCUUUGUACUUCCGUCUUAUUAAAAGAAGUUAGAUCCAGAUUAUUCUAAGUGUCAUAGACUGUUAUUACUUUUUGGUAUUUCAUUGGUUAAUGGUCAACUGUCAUGUUGCAAGACAGAUUUGCUGUAUCAAAGGAAAGCCUGUCUAAAUAUAAACAUUUAUGAAUGAUAAUAGUAGAAGAAUGCAUGCUAUUAAUGAAAUACCUUGUCAGCAUUACAGCUAUUUGUAACACUGCUGCUCUUCUGCGAACUCACACUUGAUUAAUGUUUAAACCAUUUUGUUUUAAAAGAUUGUGUACAUGUGAUAUUAUUACCAGACUGUGUAAUGUACAUAAAGUUAAUGAAUAUUUACUAAAAA
Messenger RNA from Paramisgurnus dabryanus, 2428 nucleotides. Its product is annotated as P2Y purinoceptor 3. The record is from RefSeq and is a predicted model, not a curated record. Gene Ontology annotation, molecular function: oxysterol binding; G protein-coupled receptor activity. Gene Ontology annotation, cellular component: membrane. Lineage: Eukaryota; Metazoa; Chordata; Actinopteri; Cypriniformes; Cobitidae. Gene Ontology annotation, biological process: G protein-coupled receptor signaling pathway.